Endocarpon pusillum Z07020 is the source of this 2268-nucleotide messenger RNA. RefSeq lists its product as uncharacterized. The record is from RefSeq and is a predicted model, not a curated record. The coding region runs from base 1 to 2268 and encodes 755 amino acids. Lineage: Eukaryota; Fungi; Ascomycota; Eurotiomycetes; Verrucariales; Verrucariaceae. The transcript has 7 exons.
AUGGCACCAUCUAGCCAAGAAAAGGAGAAGAAGUCCAGAUGGCGCUCCAUGCUAGGAGGUCAUAACGACACUCGGGCAGAUGAAGCCAGUCACCUUAGACCUGGUCCAAGUCCGAAGGACUCUGCCUACGGUGGCUCUGAGCGAACAGCAUCUGAGCAGCCAUGUACACGACCACAAUCAGCAGAGCCAUCAGAGACAAAGGUCAAGAAAGAUCCAUACACAGGAAACAUCGUGACUACGACAAUCACUACCACAACAACCACCACUACAGUCACUACGGGCUCUGGGGAGCACAUCAAGACUGAAUCGACGCCGACAGCAGAGGCAGAUGCCACAGUUACAGUUCGUAACUCAGGUGAACCUACAAGCGCCCCAACUGCGGCGCACGUCAGACCAGCCAACCAGCAAGAAAAUGAAAUUAAACAUGGACAUCCAGAGUCCCGACACGGUGCAGCGCCUGGAACGUAUAAUCCCGCCGCCCACCUCACAAAUCCUGCCGAGCUUGAUGCACCUGUCCCUGGCGCAGCAUCGGCAGAAGAAGAGGGCCCUCCAAUACCGGCGAAGAGCAACAGACGUAUCUCAAGAGAAAUGAACUACCAGCCACCGCGACCGAUAAGUGAGGUCACGGAACCGCCUGUAUCGCCGAUCGGCAGCCCAUCACAGCAUAACUUUUCCUACCCUGCAAGGACCUCACCACACCAAAGUCAGCAGCCAUCACAAAGUCAGGAGCCACUUCAAGGUGAGCGAUACCACCAAGAUCAGAAGCCAUAUCAAGGUCAGGGGGCACAUAAAGACAAACAGCCUCAUCAAGAGCAGCAGGCCUAUCAGCCAUAUCCAGGUCACCCAACGUCUCAAGGCCAGCAACCGUACUCGAGCCUGCAAACGUCUCAAGGCCAGCAACCGCAUUCGAGCCUGCAAACGUCUCAAGGCCAGCAACCAUAUUCGAGCUUGCAGACAUCUCAUGGCCAGCAUGCAUAUCCAAAUCAGCAGGCAUAUCAGGGUCAACGAUCCCCCCCAAACCAAGCUUCCAGUCCAGCGCAACACAUAGCACCUGAUGGCACAACCCGACCAGGCCAACGACCUGGAACGUUCCAAAAUUUGAAGGUAGCUGCGGCGGGUAUACAUGGAGCGGGUGAGACACUCCGCGGCACGCUCAACUCUUCGAUUGACCGACAUAUCGGACAUGCACCUCCCGAAAAGUUGGCGGCACAUGAGCAGGUCGUGGCUCAUGGAGCAUCUGAGAUUGAGUCGGGCAAACUCUAUCAUGACCCUGCGCGGGAGCAAGAUAGACUUAGGACCAAGGGAAGAUUGGGAGCCAUAGAGCUCGAAGGAUAUCAGUCCCUUGGAGGAUACUCGACAAUACAAGGUCUUCUUACACGAGUGAAGCUUGACAUGGCUCGCCGCACAGCUCUCAGUGACCCGCACAGCGCGAUAGACAUUUUGAAAGAAGAUGGAGGCGUCAUUCUGACUGGCUUCACAACUCCACGCGAGGUAGAGAAGGUCAACGCCGACGCCGCACCGUAUAUCAGCGCAAUCGUGAAAGAUCGCUUAUCACGUGGUCUUCCGCAAGGAGUAGCACGCUGCCAUCGCCUCUUCGGGCGCAGCGAAACGGCUCGCGAGAUCUGGCUCCAACAACCAGACCUGCUCAAAAUUCUCAACCAUUUCCUGAGCACUGUCUCUCAGCCGUAUAACUUCGAAGAUGGCGUGGAGUUGUCUACGGGUCCCAUUCUCUCGGCAGCAACGACGCUGGACAAUGGACCCGGUGUAAAACAGCAGGGCUUGCACCGCGACGACUACAUCUGGCAGCAAACCCACCGUGGUCAUCAGGGAAAUGAGUAUGCGUUAGGCUCGGAUGUUGGUAUGGCAGUCCUCGUUCCCGGGUCGGCUACUACUGUUGAGAAUGGGGCUACUCUGUUCAUUCCCGGGUCCCACAUGUGGGACCACUCCAGGCGUCCAAAGACCGAGGAGGCGGUAUCAGCUGAAAUGAGCUUGGGCGAGGCGUUUGUUUUCUUGUCCUCUACCGUCCAUGGUGGCGGCGCAAAUUCGACCCCCAAAAGUAGACCUGUGCAUGGCUUCUUCUUUUGUCGCUCAUACAUACGGCCAGAGGAGAACCAGCAUUUAUGGUGGACCAGGGAAGAGGUCCGGAAAUGGUCUCGAGCAGCUCAAAAGCAGGCGGGAUACAUUCUUGACAAUCCCUAUCUUGGGCACUGUGAUGAGAAAAACCCCAUUGAUGCGGAGCGCGACCAGGACAGACAGAUUUCCAGCUAG